UCACACAACGUGGCUGUGCGGCGCUAACUAUCCAAGAUGGAGGUUGAACGAGUGUCUAAUGACACUGACAAAGAACUGGCCAAAAUCGCCGAAAACGAAGUAAAAUCUCAGGCCAUUGGAUGGCAAUCUCUGCUAACCUUCACCGUUCUGUUUCUGGCCUGGUUGGGUGGUUUUGCGAGCCGUCUGUUUGCUGUGAUCCGCUUCGAAAGUAUCAUCCAUGAGUUCGAUCCUUGGUUCAACUAUCGUGCCACUCAUCAUUUGGCUAACAGUGGAUUCUACAACUUCCUUAACUGGUUUGAUGAGAGAGCAUGGUACCCACUUGGAAGAAUUGUUGGAGGAACUGUAUAUCCAGGUCUUAUGGUCACCUCAGCCUCCAUCCAUGCUAUCCUCAAUGCACUAAAUAUUACAGUCCACAUCAGAGAUGUCUGUGUAUUUCUAGCUCCUGUUUUUAGGUAAAAGACAAUAUUUUUCAUUUUCAACAU
Molecule: messenger RNA, 482 nt
Organism: Actinia tenebrosa (Australian red waratah sea anemone)
Lineage: Eukaryota; Metazoa; Cnidaria; Anthozoa; Actiniaria; Actiniidae
Product: dolichyl-diphosphooligosaccharide--protein glycosyltransferase subunit STT3B
Biological process (GO): post-translational protein modification
Cellular component (GO): membrane
Molecular function (GO): dolichyl-diphosphooligosaccharide-protein glycotransferase activity
Source: RefSeq, a predicted model, not a curated record